Messenger RNA from Neltuma alba, 1595 nucleotides. Its product is annotated as beta-amylase-like. NCBI's taxonomy places the organism in Eukaryota, Viridiplantae, Streptophyta, Magnoliopsida, Fabales, Fabaceae. The transcript is spliced from 7 exons. Bases 25 to 1518 code for a protein of 497 amino acids. The record is from RefSeq and is a predicted model, not a curated record. Gene Ontology annotation, molecular function: beta-amylase activity. Gene Ontology annotation, biological process: polysaccharide catabolic process.
UCAAUUCACUCAGGAAACAAGAAAAUGGCAGCAACAAAGUCUUCCAUUCCAGCCACAAACUAUGUUCCAAUUUACGUCAUGCUCCCACUCGGAGUUGUUACUGUUGAGAAUGUGCUCCAAGACCCAGAAGGGCUGAAGAGACAGCUACAGAAGCUACAUGAAGCUGGGGUUGAUGGGGUUAUGGUUGAUGUGUGGUGGGGGAUCAUAGAGCUGAAGGGACCUAAGCAAUAUGACUGGAGCGCAUAUAGGAGCUUGUUUCAAGUGGUCCACGAAUGUGGCUUGAAACUGCAAGCCAUCAUGUCCUUUCACCAAUGCGGAGGUAACGUAGGAGAUGUCGUCAACAUCCCUAUUCCUCAGUGGGUUCUCGACAUCGGAGAAUCAAACCCUGAUAUCUUCUAUACCAAUCGCUCUGGCACUAGAAACAAAGAAUAUCUCACUAAUGGCGUUGACAACGAGCCUCUCUUCCAUGGACGAACCGCCAUUCAGAUAUACAGUGACUACAUGAAGAGUUUCAGAGAAAACAUGUCCGAUUUUCUGGAAGCUGGACUCAUCAUAGACAUUGAAGUCGGGCUUGGUCCAGCAGGAGAGCUCAGAUAUCCCUCUUAUCCACAAAGCCAGGGAUGGGUUUAUCCUGGUAUUGGAGAAUUUCAGUGCUAUGACAAAUACCUGAAAGCACAUUUCAAGAAGGCAGCAACAUCCGCUGGACAUUCUGAAUGGGAACUGCCAGAUGAUGCAGGGAAGUACAAUGAUGUCCCAGAAUCCACUGACUUCUUUAAACCAGACGGCACAUACCUCACUGAGAGAGGGAAGUUCUUCCUGACUUGGUACUCAAACAGAUUGCUGGAACAUGCUGAUCAGAUCCUUGAUGAAGCCAACAAAGCUUUUCUUGGCUGUAAACUUAAAUUAGCAAUAAAAGUCUCAGGAAUACACUGGUGGUACAAAGCUCCAAGUCAUGCUGCUGAGCUUACUACUGGAUACUACAACCUAGAUGAUAGAGACGGGUAUCGACCAAUAGCACGAAUGCUGUCUCGUCAUGAUGCUAUUUUGAAUUUCACUUGUCUUGAGAUGAGGGAUUCAGAACAAAGCUCUAAUGCCAAAAGUGGACCUAAGGAACUUGUUCAACAGGUUUUGAGUGGAGGUUGGAGAGAAGACGUUGAAGUUGCUGGAGAAAAUGCACUUUCAAGGUAUGAUGCAACAGGUUACAACCAAAUCCUCCUGAAUGCUAGACCAAAUGGUGUCAACAAAAGUGGCCCUCCAAAACUGAAAAUGUAUGGGGUAACAUACCUGCGUCUAUCAGAUGAUCUUCUGGGAGAAUCAAAUUUCGAAAUAUUCAAGAAAUUUGUUGGAAAAAUGCAUGCUGAUCUGGAUUACAUAGAAGACCCUCAAAAGUAUGGUCACUACUUAACUCCGUUGAAGCCAUCAAAACCAAAGAUUCCUAUCGAAGUUCUUCUUGAAGCAACCAAACCAAUUCCGCCAUUCCCAUGGGAAUCAGAAACAGACAUGAAAGUUGAUGCUUGACUUGCCAACCAGGUGUAAAAGAUCUUUUCAAGGCCAGAUGGAAUAGAUUACCACUUUUACCCCUAUAUUCCCAUGUG